AACUUGUCACAACUUUAUAAUUGGAUGUGUUGAUUCAAGAGGCUUGAUAAAUUAGGCUUUAGGCGUCUAUGAUAUACCAAGCAAUCACACUUAGCUUAUCAAUUGCAAACUCUACAAAAUUAGAAAACAAAUACUUAAAGAAUAUAAAUAUUAUAUUCUCCUAUACAUAUUUAUACGUCAAAUGGCAAGUGUCUCAAUCUUUUCCACUGCGGCUAGAAGGUUGGAAGGCAAGGUUGCCCUUAUCACAGGAGGUGCUAAUGGAAUUGGUGAAUAUACAGCAAAAUUUUUUACUCAAAAUGGUGCAAAAGUCAUGAUUGCGGACAUCCAAGAUGAUUUGGGCCAAGAAGUUUGCAAGGAUCUAGGCCCAUCAGUAGCCUCAUACAUCCAUUGCAAUGUCACAAAUGAAGCCCAUCUAAAAAACGCAGUUGACUCAACAAUGGCCCAAUACGGAAAACUCGACAUCAUGUUCAAUAAUGCGGGUAUAGUUAGCUAUCCCAAGCCCAAUAUCCUUGACAACACAUUAUCGGAGUUUGAAGAAGUUGUAAAAGUCAAUCUUAUUGGGCCGUUUUUGGGGACCAAACAUGCGGCCCGAGUCAUGAUCCCGGCCCAACAAGGUAGUAUUAUUACAAUGGCUAGUACUUGCUCCACCAUAGGAGGUGCAGCGCCCCAUGCCUACACUAGCUCGAAGCACGGCGUGGUGGGGCUCACAAGGAACACCGCCGUCGAACUUGGAAAAUAUGGGAUUAGGGUGAAUUGUUUGUCACCACAUGUGACUUCAACCUCUUUGACUAAGACCAACUUUGAUCUAGACGACGAAGGUAUAUCUAAGAUAUACUCUAACCUUAAAGGUGUUUGGUGUAAAAAGGAGGAUGUUGCGAAUGCGGCUUUAUUUCUUGCAAGUGAUGAAUCAAAGUUUGUUAGUGGACAUAAUCUUGUUGUUGAUGGAGGAUUUACUAUUGUGAAUCCGGCAUUUAGUAUGUUUGAAUAAGGACUUGUUUGGCAGUAACGCUUGAGGUAGUGAUUAAGGUUUUAACCAUGUCAAAACACUACAAGCUAGAGAAAAAUAAGAUUGCUUUGUAAGGUAUUGGUUUGGAUAGCGGUUGGUGGUAAAGAUAGCGUUUGGGUAGCUAGUAACCGUUAAAGCUCAUAAAAUAAAGGAAAUAUUAAAGA
Messenger RNA from Chenopodium quinoa (quinoa), 1170 nucleotides. RefSeq names its product secoisolariciresinol dehydrogenase-like. The record is from RefSeq and is a predicted model, not a curated record. Bases 182 to 988 code for a protein of 268 amino acids. NCBI's taxonomy places the organism in Eukaryota, Viridiplantae, Streptophyta, Magnoliopsida, Caryophyllales, Amaranthaceae. Gene Ontology annotation, molecular function: oxidoreductase activity, acting on the CH-OH group of donors, NAD or NADP as acceptor. The transcript has 2 exons.